Monodelphis domestica (gray short-tailed opossum) is the source of this 1955-nucleotide messenger RNA. RefSeq names its product coiled-coil domain containing 60 (gene CCDC60). Lineage: Eukaryota; Metazoa; Chordata; Mammalia; Didelphimorphia; Didelphidae. The record is from RefSeq and is a predicted model, not a curated record.
GUGGGUGGGGAGUCAAGAAUGUCCAAUUUCGCGGAGGAACUUCAUCCUUCUGAGGAGUGAUUCAAGAACCUGACUUGUCUACUCAAGUUAAGACUCAAAAAAACCUUCUCAGAGCAGUGAAGACUUCAAUUAGCGGCAAACCCCUUUUUUUCUUUUUUUUCCUCCCAAAGUUCUUAAUUCUAUUUCCCUAUCCUUCUCUUUUUUUCUUUUUAAAUGAGAGAAAAAAACACCGUCUGAGAAGACAGAAGGAAUCCUUUGUAUUUAUCUAUAAACCUUUUUUUUAGUUAGUCAUCUUCUACUUCAUUUUUUUUAUUUUUAAGAUCCCAAUACAUAUAUUAUAUGUAUAGAUCUAUGUGACAUAUGUAUAUAGUCCUAUUUAUAUUUGUUCUUCUCACACUCUCACCCCACUUAGGGGAUACUAAUUGGUUUGGAGUUUAAAUGAUGGUGAACUGAGAGACAGCAAAAAAACUGGGCCCUUCCCUCAUUUUCCCCCUCCCUCAAGCCUUUUUCCCAGCCCCUGGCUGGUCCCCAUCCUCAGGGGACCUAGUACUUCUACCUCUUCCUGCUGCCCUCGGGAAGCCUGAAAUAGUAUUAAGAUGCCCUACAGCAAGAGCACUGAUUCCCCCACCAGCGAGGCCAUUAAGCCCUAUCUGGGCUCUGGGCAGCUGUCUCAGGAUACAAAGAAUGGAAGCUCCCAACAAAAUAUAAAGUAUCUAGAAAAAUCAAGGUUUCACAAAAAUUCAAAGGCUGAUGAAACCUCCGGGAAAAGCAUUAGAUUCAUGGAGAGGGAAAUCACCAACCUCAAGAAAGAUCUCCUGCACAGCCGCUACUUGAUGCGAUCAGUGAAAAUGGGUCAAGGAUAUUUCGAUAUUCUGAAGGCGGAGACUGCAAUGAGGAAGAAAGUCCUCCUAGACAAAAAGAAAGAAGAAGAGGAGAGAAACAAAUUCCAGCCAGCAAAAAUAGCUACUACUGAACCCAGUGACUCUAGCCUGCUCCUCUAUAGUGGAGUGAGAAAGGUAGAGGGGAUGCCAGAUAUGAUUCUACGGCCUUUCACCCCGGUGUACAGCUGUCUGGUCUCAUCCACGAUGUCCGAAUCACAUAUAGAACCCCUCUUCCGGCAACUCUGUGCCCUCCACUGGCUCCUGGAAGCGCUGACCAUUGACCACAACUACCAUGGCAUGAGACCUGUGAUAACCUGUUGGAAUGAAAUGGACCCUGGUGGCAUCAAAAACACAUUAAAAAAAAUCAAUAAGGACAAGGGGAUAACACACAGAUGGGAUCACUUCAUCAUGCCACCAAAGACCAAGAAAUAUAAAAUGCCAGCUGCUCGGUUCACAACCACCCGGAAGUCGAGCCGGAAGGCAUCGACUAUCAGCCUUACUCGGACGAGUGGGGGUUCAUCUCCACAGAGCAGCAUGCUUUCAGUGAACCCAACUGGCUCAGAUGAUCCUCAGAGCUCUGUGACUGUGGGCACCAGCAGCAAAGAACUGGAGGACAACGAAUCGUCAUCCACCAAGCAGGAUGAUGAGAGCAUCCCCAUCAGUCUUCAGAAGCUCAUGGAGAUGGUGCGUGAAGAUGCUAGGAGGACAGUCCUUACAGAAGAUGAUUCCUAUAAAAAAAUAACAAGCACAGUGUCUAUCCUCAAGCCAUCUUUUAGGAGUGAUACAAACUUAAAGGAAACUACCCAAAAGUCAAGCAUAACUGAUAAGUCAAGUAGCACCAGCACAGAAAGUCUCCGGAGACCCAGAAGCAAUCCCUCUGGCUCCUUAGAUACCAAGAACAAUGUGUGUGCCACCAUGCGAGCCAAGUUUUUCAGGCAUUGCACAGGAGGCUGGUUUCUGCUUGCAAGACAGACUAGAAAUCCUUACAAAGUAAGACUCUCCAUAAACUGGGGAAAGGGCAUCACGACUUCUUGCUUAUGGGGCUCUCUCUCAAGAUAAGAUUCAAAUCCUGUG